GAGCAGCGGCAUCAGCAGCAGCAGAGAGUCAGUGUGUGGCAGAGGGCCGAUGUGGACGGUAAACCCGAGUGCCGAAGCUGCCGUCCGUCUCUUCCUAUCUCUCCCACUCUCUCUCCCUCUCUCUCUCUCCCUCGAGCCCUCCUUCCCUCGUGACGGGACAGACGACGUUGGCGGCUAUGCGCGAGUCGCGGACAAAAUGCUGCAUCAGUCCCGAGUGUCACUACUACAGUAGUUUCCUUGGGUCACAAUGUCAUGAACACGGUUUGAACGGCCCACUUCGAUGAAGAUGGUCGCUCAGAUGCCCAGUUGGUCCUUCUUCUCUUGGGGUUUCUUGAUGAUGACACUUUCGUAAAACAGGAAAAAAAAAAAAGGAAGCGGUUUCCUUCGAGCUGUGCAUGACUUCCAGGCGACGUGGAACAAUUGUAUAUGGUCCCUCAAACUUUCACUGGCCCCUCUCGUUUCGCAUAAAAGAAGGAUCUGAUGAUUGGAACAGAGGGAUAUUUUGCACUGGGAUUUCGUGUAGGUACUAGAAGGACGAAAGAGGAAAAACUCGAAGAAGUAAGACACUACUACUUCUCUUAGUGUGCUAAUCCUUGAAAGAACGUGUGUGCGACGCCCCUCUCGGAGAGCGAGCGAGCGAGCGACUUUUGAAGGUCUCCAAGCCGCCUGGAAAAAAGGAAAAUGCCCACUCGCGUUCCAGGCAUCAGAAACAAUGGCGAAUAAAGACGCUUGAGAAAUGGAGAAAAGAUUUCUCGAAGAAGUUAUUCCACAGAGUACUGACUGAAUAGUUGUGUUGCCUCUACACGAAUCACACGCGUUUCAGGGCUCUUUCUAACCCCCAUCCCCCGUUCCCCCUUCUCUCUCUCUCUCUCUCCCCCAACUCUCUCGCUCGGUUUUCGCAAGAGCGUCAAUGCGAAGGCUGCAGGCGACGGUCGCCGAUGCCUUCGAACGAAAAGGACACCUGCACCAGAAGACGUCGACGCUGAAGGGUAAGGAGCUCUUGAAGGGGGAAGCAGAAGGAGUGAAGGGAAACCACAUUAUCGUCAUUUUCUCCUACUUGGUCACGCUCUAGAUUUAACUGUCCAGGUUAAUUACUACCUUAUAUUAAGAUGACAGAAAGAGCGGACAGUCAUGAGGUGACCAGAGAGCUGCUUCUAUUGAAAGUAGGCAAAUGAUAAUGGUGGUGAUGGUGGUGACGAUGAUAGUGGUGAUGACGAUGAUGUUGCACCAAAAGAUGUUGCUGCUGUAUCUCCUUCUCAUCAUCAUCCUGUUUCUCACACAAGGUGACUCAGCUUACACCGAGAAAAGUGUGGAGAUCACGGAGCUGCUGGUCCCCGAGUCGCCACGGGACGGCGAUGACGUCACCCUCACAUGCAAGUUCCGCAUCGCCGGCAUCAAUCACCGACUGUACACGGUGAACUGGUGGCGCGGGAAAGACCAGUUCUACACUUACAAAGGAAGCAGCCAGGAGCCCAAGAGUUCGUUCUCUUUCAAGGGCAUCACUGUCAAGAACGAGGAAUCGUCUAAUGAGUCCGUUGUAUUGAAAAGCGUCUCCGAAGAAACUUCGGGUCUCUUCAAGUGUGAGGUGAUGGGCGAAGGUCCCACCUUCAAAACGGCGGUCCUGACGAAGUCCAUGAGUGUUGUAGUGCCUCCGGAGAGAGUGGAGAUCAGGACAUUCGCCUACCCGGAGAACGCCUUGUACCGCGCUGGGGACACCAUCGACCUCAACUGCACCGCCAGGAACGCCAAGCCCAGGGCAGACCUCACUUGGGAGAUCAACGGACGCAAGGUGCGAGACCUGGAUCUCCACAUGUACCCCGACCAUUACGACAACCGCCACCGGGUGACGUCAACACUGGCCAUCCGCUGGUCGGCGCCCGACUACUUCGAACGAAACCAGGCCACCGUCAAGUGCAUAGCCGACGUGUCGGGUCACAAGAAGACGGCCACCAAGGAGCUCUACUUAGACCCGGCAUCGAGCGCCGCCUUCAACCAUCGAUACGCGUCGUCAGGUCACCACCCGACGGCGAGAUUGCAAACUUGGACUAUUCUGAUAUUCACAUCUAUUUUUAUAAACACGGCAUAUCUAUAGAAACACAGAUAUGGACGAGAUGAAAAGCUUUGUCUCUGUACAUGAAGGGAUGAAGAAAAGCCGCUUUGUUUUCUAGUUAAUGAAAACGGAAGACGCGUUCUCCCCUCUCAAUGUUAUGUAAACAGAAGAAACUUUUAGCUCUCAAUUUUAUGGAAAAUGAGAGGAAUAUUAUAUCUCUCAAUUUAAUGAAAAUGGGAAAAGUUUAUACCUCUCAAUUCAAUGAAAAUGGGAAGAAAUUUUUUCCUUCUCAGUUGAGAGAAAACGGAGGAUACGCUUUACCUGUUUAAAGAAAACGUAAGAAACUUUUCCUCUGCAUUAAAGAAAACGGAAGAAGCGCUUCACCGUUCGACGUAAUGCAAACGGAAUAUAUAAACGCUUGACCUUCAUUCACUGCGAAGGAAAGAGACGGUGUAGUCACGUGGAAGCGUGACGUGUGUGACUCAGUUUCCGUGACAUGCCAUUGCGAUGUGUUAAUUGUAUUUAGUCUUAAGGCCGCCGAUAAAGAGACCACGAGUGAUGUCGAGGAAAUCUGGAACUCGGUUAUUCGAUAAACAGAUGAUCUACAGAGCACCUGCUGACCCCCUUUUAUCACCGACCUCUGUUUUAUCAGAUCCGUUAUCAGUAGUGAUGUUAUUUCCGUCUGUUCCCCCCUCCUUCCCCCAACCCCAACCCCACCCUAACCCCCCUUUGGCCGUAGGUGGUGAAGUUUUUUGGUUGUCGUUAUUAUUGUGAUACAUCUCAUUGCUGUUUAUUCUACGUGUUAUUAUCGAUAUUAAGAUUGAUAGUAGAAUUAUUAUUAUUAUUAUUAUUAUUAUUAUUAUUAUUAUUAUUAUUAUUAUUAUUAUUAUUAUUAUUAUUAUUGAUGUCAUGCUAUUGUGAGAUUAAUACAACUGUAAUUUUGCUAAGUGCCAUUAUUGAUAUUAAUAUUGAUAGUAGUCUCAUUAUUAUUAUUAUUAUUAUUAUUAUUAUUAUUAUUAUUAUUAUUACUGGGCGCUGUUGUCGUUAAGAUUUAGUCUUUUUUUGUCCUAGUGAUCAAUAUCCUUUCGUUUUCAUUGUAAGUGUGAAUUAUCGAUAUUAAUAUUGAUAGUAAAAUUACCCAUUAUUUCCACUAUAUUAAUUUUGUGGCUGUUGUAAUAGUACCUCCUUUAUCCAAAUCGUAGAAAAGUAGAGAACUGUAUUUGUCGCCAUAAUCUUAUAUAAUAAUGACCCCAUCAUCAUUUUGAUUUCACUUCCCUCUGCAUUUGCAAUUAGGCUUAGGUAAGUUUGGACACUUUGGUUAUACCUAUAUAGAACAUUAAGCAUACUCUAUAUAAAAAGUAAAUAAGUAGCUGUUUGGUACUUAUGUACUUAAAGAGGUUAAUAGUACCAUUGCAGAAUCUUGCUGAUAGAAAACGAAAAAAUGAAAUAUUAAAAGAAUUUACUGCGAAGGAAGACAUGCAAUUGGUUUUUUAAUAUGUCCAGUCAAACUGCCAUUAUGGGAAGUACUAUGAACUAAUAACAAUGUGAAGUAAUCCCUCCACUUGGACACAUUUAUGUAUGUUUGUGUGUGUGUAGCGGACCGCGAUAUAUAAACACCAGAUACACAUGCAUGUGUAUAUGUGCAUGUGAAAGAUGUAAAAGCAUAAAGUGCAUAAAGCAUACAUGUAUACAUACUGACAGACAUCCGCAGUUAAUAAAUAUGGAAAAUAUGCAAGAAUACAUGCACACAAUAACUUUCCAAUAGUCCAUUUGUACAUAUGAAUAUACGUUCACAAACACCAUACGAAUACAUGCACAAACAUCAUCAAAGCGACAUACGUGCAUUGCAAUUGCAUUUUGAAUUUUACUGAAGUUUUUCAAAUCCAACUUAAAUGUCAUAUAAGUAAUUCAUGUUUAAGUGAUUCCCUCCAUGCAUACUGCCCCCAAAAUGCUAUGUGAUUUUAAUUUUACUAAAUUAAAUGUCAGUGUGAGACAAACGUCAAAGAAUCACGAAAUGCAUCGGAAUAUCUGUGUGCGUGCAGAUAAUAAUAAUAAUAAUAAUAAUAAUAAUAAUAAUAAUAAUAAUAAUAAUAAUAAUAAUAAAUAAAUAAUAGUAAAAAAAGGAGCUUGAAAAAUAACUUCUCAAGAUACUAUAAUUUUCAUUGAGUUAUGUUUAUCAAUCACAUUACUUCACUUAUUGAUAUCAUUAUCCCUAUUACCUAAUGAUUAUUAUUAUUAUUAUUAUUAUUAUUAUUAUUACCUAACACGAUACAUAUUCGUAUUUUCCCCAGUGUUCCCUUACGCAACUCAAGGUUUUAUUCCGAUACCUAUAUUUUACUAAAUAAUAACAAUUACCACUGAAACGGAAGUUCAACCUACGAAACACGAAAGGAAAAAAAUAUUACAUUAAUAAUUAGCAAAUUCUUCUCUCUCCUCUUCGUCGUCAUCAUCAUCAUCACAAUCAUCAUCAUCAUCACGGAACAACUAGAAGAUGAAGAAAGGAAUUGAAAAAAUAAAUAAAUAUAAAGAGGACAAAUUGAAAGAGUAUAUAUGUAAAAAGAAGAAAAUGAAGAGGAUAGAGAAGAUAGCAUUGAUGGUAAUUGGAGAGCAAAAAAAAAAAUGGAAAUAAAUAAAUCUUGAGGGAAAAAAGUAUUUUAAAACAAAUAAAGGGACGAACAACAAAGUAAAGUGAAAAACCUCGUAGAAAAUGAUGUAGGGGGGAAGAAAAAGAAAGAGAGAAAAAAAAACACGGAAACAGAUAAAAAAUAUAAAAAAAAAGAUAAAUAACACCAACGUUUAAAAAAAAUAACCCUCGAAGCAAUAGAAGAAUGAUAACAAUGGAAUUCACUCCUUCCGAAAUCAAUGGUGGGGUUUAUUCGGUGCUUAAGUGACACAUGUCUCACUCCUUUCGGAUUCCUAGACAAGCGAUAUACAAUUCUGCAUAUAUGCAAUGUAUAUUUGCUCGGGGAUUUGAGAGAGAGAGAGAGAGAGAGAGAGAGAGAGAGAGAGAGAGAGGAUUGAACGUACUCAAGUGGUUGGUGGUUUGAGAACUAUAUACCUGCAUCUCUCUCUCUCUCUCUCUCUCUCUCUCUCUCUCUCUCUCUCUCUCUCCCAACAUACUGUUAAACAGUUUCAACCUGCUUUUAGGCGUUUCUUUUUUAUUCUGAUAUUCGAACUCAAUUUAUUUCCUUUCUCGGCGCAAUCGGGUUUUCUGUUCAGCAGCUACAGCAUAUAACCAAGGCCACCGAAAACUGAUCUUCCGGUGGUCUCGGUAUAAUGCUGUAUGAGCUGCGGACCAUGAAACUUUAACCACGGUCCGUGGUGGCCUAUCCUAUAUCGUUGUCAGAAGGACGAUCAUGGCUAACUUUAACCGUAAAUAAAAUAAAAACUAACGAGGCUAGAGGGUUGCAAUUUGAUACUUUUGGUGAUUGGAUGGUGGAUGAUCAACGGACCAAUUUGCAGCCCUCUAGCCUCUGUAGUUUUUAAGAUCUGAGGACGGACAAAAAAAAAGUGCGGAAGGACAGACAAAUCAGUCACAAUAGUUUUCUUUUACAGAAAACUAAAAGCAACGUGCGUUAAAGAAAAAAAAGAGAGA
Macrobrachium nipponense is the source of this 5645-nucleotide messenger RNA. RefSeq lists its product as uncharacterized. Bases 1172 to 2092 code for a protein of 306 amino acids. The record is from RefSeq and is a predicted model, not a curated record. NCBI's taxonomy places the organism in Eukaryota, Metazoa, Arthropoda, Malacostraca, Decapoda, Palaemonidae. The transcript has 8 exons.